ACGAGGAGAUGUUCUCAUGGAGCGCCUAGGUUUAACUUCACCAUGCACUGUGGGACUUUAAUAAGAUGCGUGUGUGUGUUCAGAUAGCUUUUUUAUUUUUUUACUGCAACUUCUUUCUCGUUUCCACUCAGGAUUCCUCCUGCUGCCAUCAUGCCCUGGAGUAUUCUCAGUGUAGGGAAGCAUGCGAUCAGCUCGCAGCUAUUAGAAGUGAAUCCCGUUUGAAGCACCUUCUUCAGCGUUUACCAAGUUACUGUCCAGAGUCUAUGAAUGAGCUUUGGAUCUGCAUCAAUUCUACAUUACCCGGGGCAUCAAAGAAAUCAGAUGGAUGGGUUGGUCUGGGGUGCUGUGAACUGGCCAUCUCAGCAGAGUGCAGAAGGGAAUGCAAACAGGCAUCUUCUAAAAAUGAUAUCACAAAAGUAUGCAAAAAAGACACAGAGAAGCCACUUUACAGCUGUAUCACCAAAAAUGAAAUGGGCUCCGUCUGCUGCAGCUAUGCAGGGAAACACACUAACUGCCAUGAAUACUGCCAGGCCAUCUUCCGAACAGACUCCUCACCCACUGUUUCCCAGAUCAACACUGUCAAGGAGUACUGCCAGAGCCUUAGUCCCCAGCUCAUCAACUGUGUGGCCAAUUACACCAAAUCGUACCCAACCAGGAGUCCCAUCGACAGUCUAUACUGUUGUGACCGUGCAGAGGAGGCGCACUGCCAGACGGCGUGUAAACGAAUCCUGCGUACCAUGAACACCGAGCAUGAGAUCAUGGAGGGCCUGAUUAAAGAGUGUGGUAGUGAACCCCUUCCCCAGGACCCACUGUGGCAGUGCUUUCUGGGUAAUGCUCACCCUCCGACAAAAAGUGAUCCUGAGACCUCCCCUACAGCCAAGAUGGACUGUGCCAAGCUCCACUGCUGCUCCAAAGCGAAUACCUCACGUUGCAGGAACAUGUGCCAGGAAAUCAGCACCAACUGGGGCACUCAGGUAUGGCAGGAAUUUAACCAGCUCUGUGAAUACAAUCCUGAUGAGACAGACCUUAUCACCUGCCUGGCAGAUGUAAGGGAACCAUGCCAGCUAGGCUGCAAGGAUCUUACCUACUGCACCAACUUUAACAACAGGCCCACUGAGCUUUUCAGGAGCUGCAACAUCCAGUCAGAUCAGGGUGCCAUGAAUGACAUCAAACUGUGGUCUAAUGGAACCAUCAACAUGCCUCUGAUGAAUAUACCAGUUCUGGACAUCAGAAAGUGCAGGCCCGAGAUAUGGAAGGCUGUGGCAUGUGCUCUGCAAAUCAAACCCUGCUAUAGCAAAUCAAGAGGCAACGUCAUCUGCAAGUCAGACUGUGUGGACAUCCUGACACAUUGUGGGGAUUUCUCACGCUUUCCAGAAGGCCACACUCCAGAGGGCAUCUGUGAUCUUUUGUCCCCUACUGACGAUUUAGAGGGAUGCAUCCCUCUAGAGCGAUACCUCACUCCUAGCCCAUUUGAGAACAUUAUUGAGGAGGUGAUCCAUCCCUGUAAUCCCAACCCCUGUCCCAGCAACCAUCUGUGCGAAGUAAACAGGAAAGGCUGUCACCCAGGACAAGACUGCCUGCCUUACUUCUGUGUGCCUGGCUGCAAAUUGGGUGAAGCAUCAGACUUUCUGGUCCAUAUGGAUGCACGAAUACAGGUGCCGGUGCGCAGUGACCAGCCAGGCUGUUAUGAGGUGUGUACCUGUGGCCAGAGUGGCCGUCUGGAAAACUGUGUUGAGAUGCCCUGCAUCGAUACCACAAAGACCUGCAACGUCGGCGGACUGAGAAAAAGUCAUGGUGCAUCGUUUAAGAUGAACUGUCACACCUGUUUCUGCUACGCUGGAGAAACUAUCUGCUCCUCUGGCCAGUGCCCCAGUCUGAACAAGUAUAUAGGUUUUCCAUGUGGCUGUGCUGAUCACUUUGUUCCAGUAUGUGUCCGAAAUGGACGCACAUACCCCAGUGCAUGUGUGGCACGCUGCAUGGGCUUUCAAGACAAUCAGUUUGAGUUCGGUGCCUGCAGAAGCACAGAGCCGUGCUCACCAAACCCCUGCCAGAAGAACCAGAGGUGUAUCCCAAAGCGCCGUGUGUGUCUGACGGAUAUAUCAGACUACCCUUGUUUGCAGUACGAGUGUGUGAGCCGUCCUUCUGGCUGUGAUCCAAACCAGCUGGAUCCGGCCUGUGACAUGGACAACAUGGAGCACGCUAACCUGUGUCUGCUUUAUCAACGGGGCAAGACAUUGGCAUAUAUGGGCCACUGCCAGGAUGCAUGCAGGGUAACUCGAGAAGUAUGUGGACACAAUGGGGAGACUUAUAAAACAGUGUGUGAGGCGUUCUCUGACCGCAUGGCUGUGGAUUAUCACGGUCGAUGCCACGCUAUGGGCUCUGUGUCAGAGUUUAUUGCUGAUACAGGCUGUAAUGCAGUGCCCUGUCCUCCUCUCUCUACUGAAGGCUGUAGCCCCAUCACUCCACCUGGUGCAUGCUGCCCUGUGUGUGCUGCCAUGUUGCAGAUCCUCUGGAAUAAAUCGCAGAUUAAUGUGUUUGCCAAGCUGAAUCGGAAUCAGCCAGUUACAGUGCAUGAUAUUCUGCGGGUACUGCGUCUGCACAUCUCUGUUCCUCAGUGUGACAUAUUUGGUUACCUAAGCAUCAAUUCUGAGAUUGUGAUCCUCGUCAUACCCGUGGACCAGCAGCCCACGCCACUGCAGAUCGAAGCCUGCAACAAAGAAGCAGAAAAGAUCGACUCUCUCAUUAACUCAGGGAGUCCAACGCUGGUGUCCCACGUCCCCCUGUCUGCCUUCCUCACCUCUGAGCUCAAACUGUCCACUGUUAGCUCUGCUGCUCCCCCCACUGCCUCUCCCCUCUCACUGACUCUGUGUCUAUCUCUGUGUCUCCUUCUUACAUUCCUUCUGUCCUCCACAGAGGCCCCAUAAGAUGCCUUAACACAAGUGCCCCAAUGCUGCCCUGAAUGCUUGUUGCUGAGCACCUCAAUACUGACCUUAGAACUUCUCGUCGUGUUUCUGGAAGCCCCAGUCUGCAUAGCAAUGACAAUCACACAAAUGGCAAGCUGAUGAUAAUCAUUUUGAAUUUAAUGGGACAAUCAAGUUAUGGACUUUAUUGUUAAUGGACUGAUGAAUUGUGAUAUUAUUAUCAAGGGUCAGGUUGUUUAUUUCCUUCAGUUCAGCAGUCAUGGACAGGAUAAAAAAGGAUUCAAAUAAACCUAUGGAAGUGGUGGAGUGAUCUUUCCAGAUAGGUUCUUACCCUAGCGCUAUUCUCUAGUGCCUUUUACUGCCGUGUUGCCGUGCCAGGUAAAGUGCACAUCACUUUAUACAUUUUCAGUCACCAAGGCUUGGCACAUACCGUUUUGCUUCUCUGGCUUAGAAGCAAUUAUAUUAUCAACUCCUAUAAACCUGCAAUACUAUACAAUACGCAAAGCACAUAACCAUCAAUACAAUUCAUUAAUAGAUGAAUGGUAAAAGCUAGCAAAUAAUCAUAGGGCUUUAUGAAAUACAUACUCAAAUAAAACUGCAAAUUACAGAUAUUAACAUGGAUGUGUGCUGAAUUUAAUAACAAACCUUCGUCAUUUUACAUGUGACCUUGUAGCUAGAUUUCCACCAGUAUCCCAUCUUGCUUCAAUACUUAUAAAGCAUCAAGCACUGGAGAGGAGCAGAUUUCUACUUUAUGAAAGCUUUUUUAUGUCUAUAAAGCUGUGUUAAUAAUAUUGAUAUGUGGAUCAGCAAGUGGCAUGAAUAUAAUUUUGUCAAAUGGAUUUAAAGCCAUGGAACGUAACUAUUUUAACUAGCUCACACUGUAGCUCAAGCACAGUACUAAUUCAUACACAACCAGUGGUACACACACAUUCAUUGAUGCAUUUUGUUUUUAUUCUAAAACAUAAAAAAAAAAACAGCUUGGUUUGCUUGAAUCGACAAAACCAGAACAUAAAGAUUAAAAAAUAAAAAUAAAAAAUCAGCUGCUCUAGAUCAGUGAGUCAGUUAUUCAGUACAGAGACGUAAACAUCACAUAGACUAAAACUACACACACAUGGAGAGAUUCUGCCUAAAACCCAAUUGUUUUAUAUUUUUAUAUUUUUUUUUUAUUCCAAGACUAGCAUUAAUUACACAUAUUAAAACAGCAUUAAGUACAAUUUAAAAC
Molecule: messenger RNA, 4143 nt
Organism: Trichomycterus rosablanca
Lineage: Eukaryota; Metazoa; Chordata; Actinopteri; Siluriformes; Trichomycteridae
Gene: reck
Product: reversion-inducing-cysteine-rich protein with kazal motifs
Exons: 21
Coding region: 66-2924 (952 amino acids)
Biological process (GO): sprouting angiogenesis; blood vessel maturation; extracellular matrix organization
Cellular component (GO): plasma membrane
Molecular function (GO): metalloendopeptidase inhibitor activity; protein binding
Source: RefSeq, a predicted model, not a curated record